This is a messenger RNA of Sugiyamaella lignohabitans, 1158 nucleotides long. It is a transcript of the gene SER1, whose product is annotated as O-phospho-L-serine:2-oxoglutarate transaminase. NCBI's taxonomy places the organism in Eukaryota, Fungi, Ascomycota, Dipodascomycetes, Dipodascales, Trichomonascaceae. The coding region runs from base 1 to 1158 and encodes 385 amino acids. Gene Ontology annotation, cellular component: cytoplasm. Gene Ontology annotation, molecular function: pyridoxal phosphate binding; O-phospho-L-serine:2-oxoglutarate transaminase activity. The record is from RefSeq and is a predicted model, not a curated record. Gene Ontology annotation, biological process: L-serine biosynthetic process. The transcript has a single exon.
AUGGUUCUUAACAAAUUAGACAGAGCGCCUCCUCACUAUUUUGGAGCAGGACCUGCUCUGUUGCCUACAGAGGUUCUUCAACAGGCCGCUGUAGAGCUCAUUCAGUAUCAGAACUUGGGGAUCGGUUUGGGCGAGAUGUCUCAUCGUUCGUCACAGGCAAUUGAUAUUAUUAAUACUACCAAACAGAAAGUCACUCAGCUUUUGGACGUUCCUGAUACUCACGAGGUGUUUUUUGCUCAGGGUGGUGGUACUGGCGGUUUUGCUGCUGUCGCUGGUAAUUUGUUAGCAGCUCAUGCUCAUAAGACUGGCAAGAAAGGUGUUGCCAAUUAUAUUGUUACUGGAUCAUGGAGUCAAAAAGCUGCUGAAGAAGCGGAACGAUUAGGUGCCGAUGUCAAUAUCGUUGUUGAUGCUAGAAAAUUCACUCCUAACGGCAAAUAUGGUGUGAUUCCUGCUCAAUCGGACUGGAAAUUCACUCCUAAUGCUGAAGACAUUGCUUAUGUUUAUUAUUGUGAUAACGAAACUGUUGGAGGUGUCGAAUUCCAUGCUCCUCCUGAGGUUCCUGAAGGAGUUGAACUGGUUGCUGACAUGUCGUCAAACUUCCUAUCCAAACCAGUUGAUGUGUCCAAGUUUGGACUCAUCUUUGGAGGUGCUCAAAAGAACAUUGGCAUUGCCGGUAUCUCGCUAUACAUUAUCAAGAAGAGUCUAUUGCAACAUGCUUCUCUCGAGCAAUUGAGACAGUUACAAGUGCCCAUCAUCCCCAUCUUCUUGGACUUCCCCACUCUUGUCAAGAACAACUCGGCCUAUAACACUCUGUCGAUUUUCGCGCUACGAAUCGUGCAAUUGAACGUCGAGCACCUGCUAGCCAAAGGCGGUCUCAAAGCUCAAGGUGAAGAAAGUAAACGCAAGGCUGCCAAAAUCUACGCUCUCCUCGACAAGCACCCCGAGAUCUACAAAUCUCCAGUGGCCCCUACUGCCCGCAGCAACAUGAACAUUGUCUUCACCAUCCCCGGAGAUGGAAAAGAAGAAACUUUUAUCAAAGAAGCAGCCAUCUGGGGCCUCACCGGUCUCAAGGGUCACCGUUCGGUCGGGGGAAUCCGUGUUUCCAACUGUAAGUCUACUGGGGAUGUUUUGCCUCCGGCGGCUGGGGCUCCGCCCUAG